AUGAGACAGAUCAAAACAGUCAUAGUGGGCGACGGGGCAGUCGGGAAAACAUCCCUCCUGAUCUCCUACACCACCAACACCUUCCCUCAGGACUACAUCCCCACCGUCUUCGACAACUACUCCACCACCAUCUCCCUGAGGGACCCCUUCCUCUCCAGGGAAUCCCUGGCCAACGAGAACGAGAACGACCAUCUGGAACUGUUCAAGUUGAACCUCUGGGAUACCGCCGGCCAGGAGGAAUACGACAGAUUGAGACCCCUCUCAUACCCACAAACGGACGUCUUCCUCAUUUGUUUCUCCGUCGCUGAACUCUCCAGUUUCGAGAACGUCGUGGAUAAGUGGCUCCCGGAGAUCAAACAGAACGCUAACGUCGAGAGCUCGGAAUUGUUCUUGCAAUUUGGCAAGUUGCCCAUCAUGUUGAUUGGCACAAAGGCGGAUUUGAGAGAUGAUGAAGCGGUGCAGAAGAAAUUGCAAGAGACAAACUCACAGUUCAUUACGAGGGACCAGAUCGAUCAAGUCGUCGACAAGUAUGGGUUCUUGGGGUACGUGGAAUGUUCCGCUGCUACUCAGAUGGGUGUGAGAGAAGUCUUUGAGAAGGCCGUGCAAUAUGUGGUUUUUGAACCUGAAAGAUUGAGAAGAACUGAAAGGGUGAAGGCUAAGGAGUUGGAGGAACAGAAAAGAAAGGACCAACAAAAGCAACACGAGAAGGAGAAUAAAGUCCCUGCAAAGAGUAAAGAAUCAUCGAAACAACAACAACAUCCUCCUCCUCAGAAGAAGAUCAACAAACCAAAGACAUCAUCACACACUCAGCACUCUACGAAAUCAAAGAAACAAGGAAAAUCGAAAAAGAGUUCAGGAGAUUGUAUUAUCUUGUAA
Naumovozyma castellii is the source of this 876-nucleotide messenger RNA. It is a transcript of the gene RHO5, whose product is annotated as Rho family GTPase RHO5. Bases 1 to 876 code for a protein of 291 amino acids. The record is from RefSeq and is a predicted model, not a curated record. Lineage: Eukaryota; Fungi; Ascomycota; Saccharomycetes; Saccharomycetales; Saccharomycetaceae. The transcript has a single exon.